Messenger RNA from Myripristis murdjan (pinecone soldierfish), 2598 nucleotides. RefSeq names its product janus kinase and microtubule interacting protein 2 (gene jakmip2). Gene Ontology annotation, molecular function: microtubule binding; kinase binding. The transcript has 23 exons. Bases 1 to 2469 code for a protein of 822 amino acids. The record is from RefSeq and is a predicted model, not a curated record. Lineage: Eukaryota; Metazoa; Chordata; Actinopteri; Holocentriformes; Holocentridae.
AUGGCCAAGAAAGGGCGAACAAAGGGCGAGAAGCCCGAGGCCCUCAUCUCUGCCCUACAGGCAGCCAAUGAAGAUCUCAGGUCCAAGCUGACUGACAUUCAGAUAGAGCUACACCAAGAAAAAUGUAAGGUGAACAAGCUGGAGCGUGACAAGGUGCAGGAGGUGAAGCGAGUGCGAGAGCAGGAGCAACACCGCCACACAGCUGCACUGACAGAGCAGCGGGCCAAGUGGCAUGAGGAGAAACAGAGGGAGCUUCAGGCUCUCAGGGAAAACUUGACUCGGCAGCAUGAGCAGGAGCUGGCCCGCCACGCCAAGAUCAAAGACCAGGAGACCCAGAGACUCAAGGCUGCCCUGAGCGCCAUGCGCGAUGGCAGCGGCGAGAAGGUGCGCACAGCAUUGACCUUAGAAGCCAAGGAGGAGGCACGCCGGUUCUUUGACCAGGAGAGAGUGAAGCUCCUGCAGGAAAUAGCGGAGCUGAAGUCCUCCAAGAAGCAGACGGACGAAGCUCUCAGCAACAUGAUCCAAGCUGACAAAAUGAAGGCUGGUGACCUGAGAGUGGAGCACCAGCAGCACCAGGAACAGAUCUCCAAGAUCAAGUGGGACUGCGAGAGGGACAUCCGCAGACUGGUGGAUGAAAUUAAGUCUAAAGACCGCACCAUAUUUGCUCUGGAGAAAGAAUUGGAGUCAACAACAGGUUUCUUACAGAAGUUGCAGCUGCAGAAGGAUGCCCUGGAUGAGCAGCUGUUCCUUGUCAAGGAGGCCGAGUGUGGUCUGGGAAGCCCCAAAAGGGAAAUCCCUGGGAGGGCUGGGGAUGGGGCCGAGCACUGUGGAAGCCCAGAUCUAAGGAGAAACCAGAGGCGCAUUGCUGAACUCAACUCAACUAUACGUAAAUUGGAGGACCGGAACUCGCUGCUGGUGGAUGAGAGGAAUGAACUGCUGAAGCGAGUGCGAGAGUCGGAGAAGCAGUGCAAGCCGCUUCUGGACAAGAACAAGUUGCUGAAUAAGAGGAAUGAUGAGUUGACCCAGACUCUUCAGAGGCUGGAGGAAAAGCUGAAGACUCUGGCCAAGGAGAACCUUGAGAUGAAGGAGAAGAUCAGCUCCCACCCCCCACUGAAGAAGCUGAAGUCUCUAAAUGACCUGGACCAGGCCCACGAUGACCAGGAAAUAGCUUUUCUCAAGCUUCAGGUUCUAGAGCAACAGAGCAUAAUUGAUGAGCUGACAAGAGAUAGAGAAAAACUUUUGAGGAAGAAGAGGCAUAAACGAAGUUCGAGGCCAAUAAAGAGGCACAUUGUAGUUGACACCUUUUUUGGCUAUGAUGAGGAGUCCAUGGACUCGGAGACGUCCUCUGUGGCUUCGUAUCGAAUGGACCGAACCCCCGCCACUCCAGACGAGGAUCUGGAUGAGAGUCUGGCCAAUGAAGAGUCGGAGCUGCGUUUCCGCCAGCUGACCAGGGAGUACCAGGCCUUACAGCGAGCCUAUGCCCUGCUGCAGGAGCAGAAGGGAGGCAUAUUGGAUGCUGAAAUGGAAGCCAAGGCUCAGGAGCAGCUCCAAGCAGACGUUCUCAGGUACAAGGCCAAAAUCGAGGACUUGGAGAAGGAACUAACCCUGAAAGGACAGGACUCCAAAUGGGUGGAUGAGAAGCAGCUCUUCUUACGAAGAAAUCAGGAGCUAUUAGAGAAGGUGGAGAAGACGGAGUCCGAGACUGGCCGGCUACAGCAGGAGCUCCAAGACUCCAAAGACCAGAACGAACUGUUGGAGUUCAGGAUACUGGAGCUCGAGGAGCGUGAGAGGAGGUCCCCUCCUUUCAACCACUUGAGGAUGCAUCCCUUCUCUGAGGGCGUCAGUGCACUGCAGAUAUACUGUAUGAAGGAAGGGGUCAAGGAUGUGUGCAUACCUGAUCUCAUCAAACUCCUAGAUAUCCUUGGAGACAAUGGGAAUUUACGAAAUGAAGAACAAGUGGCCAUUAUUCAAGCUAGCACUGUCUUGUCACUAGCGGAAAAGUGGAUCCAGCAGAUCGAAGGGACAGAGGCAGCGUUGCACCAGAAGAUGAUGGACCUAGAGAUAGAGAUGGAAAUGUUCUGUAAGCAGAAAGGAUAUCUUGAAGAGGAGCUAGACUAUAGAAAACAGGCCCUGGACCAGGCCUACAUGCAAAUCCAGGAGCUGGAGGCAACACUGUAUAACGCCCUGCAGCAAGACAAGGUGAUAAAGUAUGGCGAGCCUCUGGAUGAGCUGCAGAGGGACGAGUUGCGGACAGCGGUGGAAAAGCUGAGGAGGCAGAUGCUGAGGAAGAGUCGGGAAUACGACUGCCAGAUUCUCCAGGAGAGGAUGGAGCUGCUGCAUCAGGCACACCAGAGAAUCCGUGACCUUGAGGACAAAACUGACAUCCAGAGGAGACAAAUAAAAGACUUGGAGGAGAAGUUUUUGUUUCUGUUCUUGUUCUUUUCUCUUGCCUUUAUCCUUUGGCCUUGAAGUGUUUGGCGUGUCCUGUAGCAGAGGUGGCGUGGCAGCUUGGAGAUAUUGUUUGUGGCUGCAGUGUUAUUUAUUUUCUGGGCAAGCGUGGAACAGUGUGCAAAGCAGUGGCUGCUCGUGUCGUAACAG